AUGUGUGACCAUGAUGGUGCUAACUCCAUGGUCAGUGAUCAGACCAGGAAGUCUAAAGGGAAAGGAUCUGGAGACUCACCGCUAGAAGACGAUGAAGUCGGGUAUUCACACGCUAGAUAUAAAGACACCCCAUGGUGCUCCCCCAUCAAGGUGAAGUAUGGGGAUGUGUACUGCAGGGCCCCUCAAGGAGGAUACUACAAAACAGCCCUGGGAACCAGGUGCGACAUUCGCUGCCGGAAGGGCUAUGAGCUGCAUGGUUCUUCCCAGCUCAUCUGCCAGUCAAACAGGCGCUGGUCCGACAAGGUCAUCUGCAAGCAAAAGCGGUGCCCCGUUCUGGCCAUGCCAGCGAAUGGAGGGUUUAAGUGCGUCGAUGGUGCCUACUUUAACUCCCGGUGUGAGUACUACUGCUCACCAGGAUACACGUUGAAAGGGGAGCGGACGGUCACAUGCAUGGACAACAAGGCCUGGAGCGGCCGCCCAGCCUCCUGUGUCGAUAUAGAACCUCCUAGAAUCAAGUGCCCAAGUGUGAAGGAACGCAUUGCUGAACCCAAUAAGCUGACGGUCCGGGUGUCCUGGGAGACGCCGGAGGGCAGAGACACGGCAGAUGGCAUUCUAACUGAGUAUCAGGGUUUAGUGCCCUGCAGUGCAAUGUACCGUGUUCACCAGAACCUGUUUGCCCUUUGUGGACAGGACUCGGUCCCUAUGUUUUUAGUGAGCCAGUCCAGGGCUCCCUUGGACCUGAGUUGGGUCAGACCAGACAUUUGCCAGAACUGCAGGAGCACCGAACUGCAGGGUGCUCUCUCUGUGUUGUACCCUGAGAAGUUUUCAUUGGACUCCUUCAAGGUGAAUGUUUCUCCAAUUGACGUCCCACAACAAGCACAGUGUGGCCUGGAUCUUCGACACAUCACCGUGGUCGAGCUGGUAGGUGUGUUCCCGACCCUCAUCGGCAGGAUAGGAGCAAAGAUUAUGCCUCCAGCCCUAGCUCUGCAGCUCAGGUUGUUGCUGCGAAUCCCACUCUAUUCCUUCAGUAUGGUGCUAGUGGAUAAGCAUGGCAUGGACAAGGAGCGCUAUGUCUCCCUGGUGAUGCCUGUGGCCCUCUUCAACCUGAUUGAUACUUUCCCCUUGAGAAAAGAGGAGAUGGUCCUGCAGGCUGAAAUGGGCCAGACCUGCAACACCUGA
Puma concolor (puma) is the source of this 1179-nucleotide messenger RNA. The record is from RefSeq and is a predicted model, not a curated record. NCBI's taxonomy places the organism in Eukaryota, Metazoa, Chordata, Mammalia, Carnivora, Felidae.